UUCCAAACUUCGGAGGAAUAAACUCAAUUUGGAAAAUGGAAACCCUCUGCCUACUAGGCUUAGUAUGUGUGCUACCAGUAUGUUUUGCUGGUAUGGCAUUCCCAGUAAAAUCUACCACAUUCACUGUAGAUGCAUUCUCUAAGAUCAACCCAGAUAUAGAAUGGGACCCUACAAACUUCCUGGUGGAUCUCUCAGGACCAUAUACACUGUGUAAGCAUAGUACUGACUAUGGUGAGAUGAAAGUUUUCGAGAAAACACAGUCUGGCGGAAAUAUAGGGGGAAUGAUUGAGUCCACUCUCAGCUCAGGGGAGACAGCGGAUCAGGCAGAUAUUGAUAUCAGACGUGUUAUGAGCACCUGGGUCAACAAAAGUCCAUUUAGAGAACAGAUUAAAAAGGCCACGAGGUUUGGGUGCAGUAUUCAGCCUGGUUGUAUAGAUGGCACUGCAGUUAUAGGAUGUCUCUUCACACCAAAGAUAAAUGGUAAGAUAAACCCACCAACAAGGAUCCCAGGCCCUCCAGUGCCAGGAACUAGACGACCAGUCCCAACAUUUAGACCUCCCCCUGUCUACCCAACACCAAAUUAUGAUCAAAGGGCUGUUGCCUUCACAAAAGAGCAGUAUGAAACAGCAGAGACUAUUACAGGAAGUGACUGGGACACUUCUCACUUCUUAGAGAAUCUCUCUGGCUUUGAGACAACGUGUGAUAUGAUUGGACAGAAUGACUGGUCAUUUUCCAAGGCAAGAGACCUAGCAGCAGAUCGCGGCGUAAAUAUAUUUGGUGUUUUUGGAUCAGCUCCGAUCUAUGACGAUGAUACAACAGAGGCUAUUGCUACAAUUCUCUACUCCUGGGACACAAUUGUUGCUGAAAAGGCUGGAUGUAGUGCUAUCCCAGACUGUAUUGAUGAGGAUGGCGCAAUGAUCACAGUUGUAUCAUGCUUAUUUAGAGAGGAAUAAGUGAUUCACUGCAUACAGUGGAGAAGACUCAAGAAAUGGACAAUUGGUUCCAAGGACUGCAUUUACAUAUACUCACAUCUCCAAGGACUGCAUUUACAUAUACUCACAUCUCCUUUAUAAAUAUAGCAUAUAGAAUCCAUAAAUAUAAUCAAUGUAUCAUUUGCAAGCAAAA
Messenger RNA from Owenia fusiformis, 1125 nucleotides. The record is from the annotation of a GenBank genome assembly. NCBI's taxonomy places the organism in Eukaryota, Metazoa, Annelida, Polychaeta, Sabellida, Oweniidae.